AUGGGCGUUACCAAAGCCCGUACCCCGGCAAAGCAGGCAGCGCCCAAAGUCCAGCCCCUACCGGAGAAGACCUUCAUCAUCGAUAACGGCGCGUACACCAUAAAGGCAGGAUACGCUCCAGCCAAACUCACACCACAAAACGAAGACGAUGCGCUUUCUGCAUGCGCAACGAUUCCCAACGCGCUCGCCAAAACACGCGAUAACCGCGUCUUUGUCGGCGCUCAGCUCUCCACACACAUCUCCGACUGGAACGAGGUUGUCUUUCGCCGUCCCGUGGAAAAAGGGUAUAUAGUGAACUGGGAGGCUCAAAAGGAGAUCUGGGAGCAAGCUUUCUUUGAUGAAAAGACCGUUCGGAAUAAAGAAGCGCGCAUCCCAAACCCCGAAGAGACGACGCUGGUUCUUACCGAUACGCCCAAUGGUCUUCCCGCUUUGCAGAGAAAUGCAGAUGAAAUGGUCAUGGAGGAAUGGGGCUUUGGUGGCUAUGCGAGGAUUGUUGGAUCGACGAUGAAUGCAUGGAACGAUAUACACUCUAUUUUCGGAGAUCCUACGGAAAGCACAGGAACAGAACUGAGCCCAGCUGAAUGCCUAUUAGUUAUUGAUUCGGGAUAUUCCCAUACAACUGUCACGCCUGUUUAUAGAGGCCAACCGCUUCAACGUGGUAUCCGCAGACUAGAUUUAGGAGGGAAACAUCUUACCAACUACAUCAAAGAAAUGGUUUCAAUGCGGCAAUACAAUAUGGUUGACGAAACACAUAUCAUGAACGAUGUCAAGGAGGCGGUAUGCUAUGUGUCUAGUGAUUUCAUAGGUGAUAUGGAGCAGGUGCGGAGAGCGACAAAGGCCCGUGGCCAAACCCAAGCAGCCGAGGGCAUCGUCGUGGACUACGUCCUUCCAGACCCCAGCGCGAACAAGAAGGGCUUCGUCCGCUCACAUGACCCUUUGAUAAAUGCAAAGAAGCGAAAGAGCUUGCUGUCUGGGUCUGGUGACUUAGUGACCGAAGACUUCCUUGUUCUUGGUAACGAACGAUUCACCGUCCCCGAAAUCCUAUUCAACCCCUCAGACAUCGGAAUGAGGCAGGCUGGCAUUCCUGAGAUUGUUCUGGAGAGCUUGUCAGUUCUGCCAACAGGCCUUCAUCCUUCUUUUCUUGCCAACAUCCUGGUUGUUGGAGGAAACGCCCUCAUUCCGGGAUUCAUAGAGAGAUUAGAAACCGAAGUUCGUCUGAUAGCGUCUGCCGAAUGUGUUGUGCGAGUGCGAAAACCAAAUGAUCCCAUCCGUUCAACAUGGUUGGGAGCGUCACGACUAGCCACAGACCGCCAGGAACUGGCGUCCGUUGCAAUAACAAGACAAGAGUAUCUCGAAUAUGGGUCAGCAUGGGCUGGGAGGAGGUUUUCCGGAUCUGGUUGA
Talaromyces atroroseus is the source of this 1401-nucleotide messenger RNA. RefSeq names its product Actin-like protein arp6. Bases 1 to 1401 code for a protein of 466 amino acids. Gene Ontology annotation, cellular component: Swr1 complex. Gene Ontology annotation, molecular function: nucleosome binding. The transcript is spliced from 4 exons. Lineage: Eukaryota; Fungi; Ascomycota; Eurotiomycetes; Eurotiales; Trichocomaceae. The record is from RefSeq and is a predicted model, not a curated record.